This is a messenger RNA of Osmia bicornis bicornis, 899 nucleotides long. RefSeq lists its product as uncharacterized. The coding region runs from base 98 to 388 and encodes 96 amino acids. The record is from RefSeq and is a predicted model, not a curated record. The transcript has a single exon. NCBI's taxonomy places the organism in Eukaryota, Metazoa, Arthropoda, Insecta, Hymenoptera, Megachilidae.
ACCUUUCAAUAGCCCUAUGUAUUCUAUCACUUGAUACUGUACGUACAUACAUACAUACAUAUAAGCGAUUAGUCGUUUGCGAAACUUUAAGGCGGCUAUGGCACCAAUGGCGUACGAACGAGUUCGAAAUCGAGGAAACGGUCGAACGAUCGAGUUGGCUGUCGACGUGGUUAAAGUGUCCGUCCUGACCAUGCUGUUCCUCGCACCGAUCGGUGCGAUCCUCAUAAACCUUACCGGACCUAUUCUUCUCAACAAAAUAACCGAGGAGGAACAACGAAGAAAACGCGAGCUGAGUUACCUUCGAAUCCUUAGCCUUCAACCUUUUUCGCGUCAGUUAGUGAGACAAAAGGAAAUAAAGCGGCGGCUUUCGGGCGUUGUGACCGCUUGAACGACCGCUUCCAUUCCAUCCUACCGAUUUUACCUGUCCCUUCCGUUCCGCUCCUUCUCUUCUCUCUACAAAGCUUCUCAAUGUUUUUCCUCUUUCCUUUUUCAGCCGGCUAUCUUCUCUAUUUUCCAUUGCUUUAUUUAUUACAAUAAUUAACCAAGUAUUUGCGGAUUAACCAAACAUUUUCCAAAUGAACGUUUACGCGUUUCUAUUCUUUUCCCUUAUGGUUCUUUUUUUCUUCUUCAGAUGUUUUGAAAAUUAAUUUGUUUACAUCGCAUUAACCAACUUGUUCAUUCAUUGUUUUCAUUAAGGAAAAGAUUUUGUGCAAGGACUUACUUACAUAUGUAUAUAAGUAAGUUCACCAGAGUCCAUAACUGCGACGCGCAGGUUGGAAGGUGGUGGGGGAACGUAGCGAGCUCUCCGCGAAUCGCUUUCUACUUCGUUUGGGAGUAUCGCCAAUCAGGGCGAAGAUGCGCACUGGAGAUGCGCGAAGAACGAAAACUGGUCUUUUCGC